This is a messenger RNA of Castor canadensis (American beaver), 714 nucleotides long. Lineage: Eukaryota; Metazoa; Chordata; Mammalia; Rodentia; Castoridae. The record is from RefSeq and is a predicted model, not a curated record.
AUGAGGGAGGCCAGGUCCUCUCGAUGGGAGCUUGCUGGGGCAGAUGAGCGCGAAAGGCCAUUUUCCUUUCCCGCGGUCGGUCACUCGGCGGGGGCGGUGGCCGCAGGGACGCGGGGACCGGACAGGGCGGCGCGGGCGGGUCCCGCCUCCUCCAGAGCCCACGGCGGCCACCGGACUUGGCCCCCGCACCUGCCGCCCCAAGCCCUCGCGCUUACAGCCACAUGGUCCCCCAGGAAGCGGCGCAGCAGGUCCGUGACCGCCGACUCCAGCACCACCCGGGGGCCCAGGCAGCCGAGGGCAGGCGGAGGAGCAGGAACCCCGCGGCGUGAACGACGGACCCGGCACAGCGCCCAGUCCACCCCGCGUGGGGUCGCGAGCCCGCCAGGGGCCAUCAGUGCGCAGGCGCGCGGGGUCGCCCCGCCCCCUCCCCUCCGCCCAGCCGUUACCCACGGCAACGGACGCCGCGUCCGUCCUGAGGACCCGCACGUCUCUAGGGUAAAAAGGGGCCGAGUGGGCUGGACGCCGCCGCCCUGCCCGGGUCCCACUCUGCCUGCCGCGAAGCCUAAGGCUCCUGACGGUGCUCGAAAAGCCACUUUGAUCACUGAAAAGCGGGAAGGGGGAACAGCACGCAUCAAGAUGGCAGGUAGAAAACGACCCGAUAUGCGUUGCCUAAAACGCAUUGUUUCUCCUUCCCUGACGUUCACUCUGAGUUAA